UCUGAAUAACUUCUGUUCCUGGGGAAGUCUUCCUGGACAUAUCCAGCUUGGAAAGGAUUCUCCCUCAGGCUCACGAGAGAAGCAUGUCCCCUCUCUGGAACCUUUCGUCUCUUUUAGUUCUCCUCAGGACCUGGCUGCCCAGAUCAUGGUGGCUUCCUGCACAUCACCUGGUAGAGAUUGGAGGCGGCUUUGCUCUCUGCCUCUGCAACAUUUUGGAGGAGGCUUUCCUGGACUUGAGGGUUGUGGGCUGCUAGGUUAAUUUCACAGCCAGUUUUCCAGGUCCCCUAACCUCUGACCUGGACCAUCAGUCCUGCUCAAGGUGGUGGUGGUAGAGGGGUCUCUGUUACACUCUGCAGUCCCUGCACCCCUCCAAUUUCUGACGAGCCCCACACCCUGCAUGCUCCAGUGACCUAGGGUGCUCAGGGCCUCCACAGUGUGGACCUGGCUCAGCCCUUUGGGUGUUUUGUGUUCUCAGUAUUACUCUCAAGGAUCCCUGGGACUGCUGGUAGGGUUCUGGUUGAUAGGGGGAGCAGGAGAGAAUGCCGAGGAACAGAUCCUGGAGGGCACCACAAACUAGAGGAAGGAAGGAGGGAAUCUGGGUGGAGAGGUGUGGACAGGUGAGUUUCACUUGCAGCCUUGUAGCCAGGAGAAAGGUUCAACCUGAAGGGUAGAGGAAGAGCCCAAGAAUAGUCUCUUUUUGCCCUUGUCACUUCUCCGUCUUGCCUCCCUCCAGCUGUGUUAUCUCCAAAACCAACCCCUCCCCCACUUAGUUCCCCAACCCUGACCCUGAGUGUUUGAUUUGGAACAGGCUGACAAAGGAUUACGUGGGCCACUUAACGUCCAGGUUUCUGCCUCAGCCCCACCUCCUGAGCCUGGCCUAACCUGGCUCCCUCCAGCUUCAGCUCCACCCCCACCCAACCCUCUGUCCUUGGCUGAUUGUCUUCAAUGUACCCAUCAUGGCUCUGGCCCAGCAGCACCAACCAGAGACCAGGAAUCUCCAGAGGCUGUAAGAGGCAUCCUGCACCCAGGUCCUGUCUAUUUAUCCUUCUAGCUCUCAUUCUGUGUUCCAAAUCAAUAGCCUGAAGACGGCCCAGAAGCUUUAGCUAUGACUGUCUUCAUUAUUUUGUCCCUGUGUAGUGUUCUGGCGACAGGCAUGGGUGAUGGUGGGACUGGGAGUGAGGAAGGAGUUGAGAGGGAAAGUAAACCUGGCCAACCUCCCCACUGCCCCUCCAUAUCUCCCAGUGCCCAGCCCUGGACACACCCUGACCAGAGCCAGCUAUUUGCAGACCUGAACCAAGAGGAGCUGACGGCCGUGAUGAGCUUUCUGACCCAGCAGCUGGGGUCAGGCUUUGUCGAUGCAGCCCAGGCCCGCCCCUCUGACAACUGCGUCUUCUCGGUGGAGCUGCAGCUGCCCCCCAAGGCUGCAGCCCUGGCCCACCUGGACCGGGGGCGCCCUCCGCCUCCUCGGGAGGCAUUGGCCAUCGUCUUUUUUGGUGGACAGCCCCAGCCCAACGUGAGUGAGCUGGUGGUGGGGCCACUUCCGCACCCCUCCUACAUUCGGGAUGUGACCGUGGAGCGUCACGGGGGCCCCCUGCCUUAUCACCGACGCCCCGUGCUGAUCCGAGAAUACCUGGACAUAGACCAGAUGAUCUUCAGCAGAGAGCUGCCCCAGGCUACUGGUCUUCUCCACCAUUGCUGCUUCUACCAACGCCAAGGAAGGAACCUCGUAACGAUGAACACAGCCCCCCGAGGUUUGCAAUCAGGAGACCGAGCCACCUGGUUUGGCCUCUACUACAACAUCUCAGGGGCUGGGUUUUACCUGCACCCCGUGGGGCUGGAGCUGCUGGUAGACCACAAGGCUCUGGACCCUGCCCGCUGGACCAUCCGGAAGGUGUUCUUCCAAGGACGCUACUAUGAGAGCCUGGCCCAGCUGGAGGACCAGUUUGAAGCCGGCCUGGUGAAUGUGGUGCUGAUCCCAAACAAUGGCACAGGUGGGUCCUGGUCCCUGAAGUCCCCGGUGCCCCCAGGUCCGGCUCCGCCUCUGCAGUUCUAUCCGCAGGGUCCCCGCUUCAGUGUCCAGGGGAGUCAAGUGGCCUCCUCGUUGUGGACUUUUUCCUUUGGCCUUGGAGCUUUCAGUGGCCCGAGGGUCUUUGACAUCCGCUUCCAGGGAGAACGACUAGCCUAUGAAAUCAGCCUCCAAGAGGCCUUGACCAUCUAUGGUGGAAAUACUCCCUCAGCAAUGCUGACCCGCUAUAUCGAUGGUGGCUUUGGCUUGGGCAAGUACGCUUCACCCCUGACCCAUGGGGUGGACUGCCCCUACAUGGCCACCUACAUGGACUGGCACUUCCUUUUGGAGUCCCAAGCCCCCAAGACAAUACGAGAUGCCUUUUGUGUGUUUGAACAGAACCAGGGCUUCCCCUUGAGGCGACACCACUCAGAUGUUUACUCCCACUAUUUUGGGGGCCUUACAGAGACAGUGCUGGUUGUCAGAUCUGUGUCUACCAUGCUCAAUUAUGACUAUGUGUGGGAUAUGGUCUUCCACUCCAAUGGGGCCAUAGAAGUCAAAUUCCAUGCCACGGGCUACAUCAGCUCAGUGUUCCUCUUUGGUGCUGCCCGAAGGUAUGGGAACCAGGUUGGGCAGCACACGCUGGGCACCGCCCACACCCACAGCGCUCACUUCAAGGUGGACCUGGAUGACUUGGUGGCCUGGGUGACAGCCGGUUUCCUGCACAUCCCACAUGCAGAGGACAUCCCCAACGCGGUGACUGUGGGGAAUGGAGUGGGCUUCUUGCUCCGACCCUACAACUUCUUUGACCAGGACCCCUCCUCUGAUUCUGCUGACUCCGUCUACUUCCGGGGGGACCAGGAUGCAAAGGCCUGCGAGGUCAACCCCCUGGCUUGCCUCCCCCAGGCUGCUGCUUGUGCUCCCUACCUCCCUGCCUUCUCUCACGGGGGCUUCUCUCACAACUAGGCGAUCCCUGGGGUGGGGAAUGUGUCCGGGACCCCAAGAUCAGGGAGUUUGGGUAGGGGGAGCAGUGGGCACUGGGCUAGGAAGCCUGGUGCACUUUUCUUCUUCCUCACACCCUGAGGUCCCCUCCUCCCCCCAUCCGCCCCACGUUCUUCUCUCUCCCAACUUCCGCUCUUGCAUCCCCCUCUCUACGGGGAGCAUCCUGAGCCUGAUGCCUGACACACGGGGACUCAGCUUUGUCAGCUUUGUCGCCACCAAACCUGCUGGGUUCCCAUCCCAGAGAGGAGAGGAAUGGCCAGCCGGGAGCUGGGAGUGAUGGCCAAGAUUUCCCCAGUUUUUCUAACAGUUUUUUAAUCUUAUUUUUUAUAAUGAGAUAUAAUUCACAUACCAUAAAAUUCACCCUGUUAAUGUGCGUGUA
Molecule: messenger RNA, 3386 nt
Organism: Hipposideros armiger (great roundleaf bat)
Lineage: Eukaryota; Metazoa; Chordata; Mammalia; Chiroptera; Hipposideridae
Product: membrane primary amine oxidase-like
Exons: 2
Coding region: 1106-2971 (621 amino acids)
Biological process (GO): response to antibiotic; amine metabolic process
Cellular component (GO): endoplasmic reticulum; plasma membrane; early endosome
Molecular function (GO): primary methylamine oxidase activity; quinone binding; copper ion binding
Source: RefSeq, a predicted model, not a curated record